GGGAUCUCGGAGGCAGUCGGAGGUCGGAGCGGGAUCUGGAUCUGGAUCUGGAUCGGGGGUUCCGGGGAGAUGCUGUCCCCACCGAGGAGAUGGAUCCGAGACAAGCAUCCGAGCUCUUUGGUCGCGUUCAUGAGGAGAUGGGUGUGCAACCGGCGCCACUCUCUGUCCGUCCUGCUCAUCCUGCUGGUGGUCUGCAUUGCCAUUCAGACCUUUGUCGCCCGCCAGGCCAGGAACGACAAGAUGGCGUUCUCUGUUAAAGAGAUUUCCACUCUGGGGAAAGGCUGGGCCGUCCACCAGUAUGAGUCUUCAGCAGGAGCGAAGCAGGACAUGAGAGCUUCAGCUCCUCAUCAGAAUAAAGAGCCAUCGGACAAAAGCAUCAACAGAAGGGUGGAUGAGACGCUUCAUCUCACUACUGAAUCUGACACAGAGGAAAAAAAUGUUUUACCAGAGUAUCCGCCUCGGCCAAAACUUGGAAACAAGCCAGGCGUCGGACUUCCAGGGCCUCUGCUGUCCCACAAUGCCAGGAAAGAAGUGAAUGGAGCAGACAACAGGAUCCUCAUCAAGACUCACUUAAACAUCACGAAACCCAGCUGCAGCCCCAAGUCCCACGUCGUUUUCCUCAAGACGCACAAAACAGCCAGCAGCACUAUCUUAAACAUCCUGUAUCGCUAUGGCGACAGCAGGAACCUGACCUUCGCGCUGCCGCUCAACAAGCACAGCCAGCUGUUCUACCCGUUCCUCUUCGCCUCGCACUUCGUGGAGGGAGUCAGCAGCCGGAGGGUGACGGAGUUUCAUAUCAUGUGCAACCACAUGAGGUUCAGAAAGCCUGAGGUGGCCAAAGUGAUGCCUCGGGACACCUUUUACUUUUCCAUCCUGCGACAUCCUGUGACAAUGAUGGAGUCUUUAUUCAUCUACUUCAAGAGCAUCCCGGCCUUCCACAAGAGUCCCAGCCUGGACAGCUUUCUCGACGUCAACUGGAAGAACUUCAACUUCUCGGUGAAUAAUAACCACUACGCUCACAACAUCCUGGCUUUUGACUUCGGUUUCGACAACAACGUGACGGCCGCCACCACGGAUCUGGAGAAGAGGGUUGCCGCGGCUAUCCAGGGCAUAGAGCGGGAUUUCAACCUCAUUCUUAUCUCUGAAUACUUCGAGGAGUCCAUGAUCUUGCUCAGGCACGCCCUCUGCUGGUCCCUGGAAGACGUGGCGUCUUUUAGGCUCAACAGUCGCAGUGAAAAAACCCGUCGGUCCCUCAGUCCAGAGACGGCGGAGAAAAUCAAACACUGGAACGCCUUAGACUGGAGGAUCUACCUGCACUUCAACGCUACUUUCUGGCACAAAGUGGAUACCAUGAUCGGGAGAGAAAACAUGAAAAGAGAAGUGUCCGAACUCAGAGAGAUUCAGGCCAGGCUGGCAAAGACUUGUCUGAAAGGCGGGCAGGCGGUCGAUCCAUCACAAGUUAAAGACGUCGGGCUGAAGCCGUUCCAGUACGGCGCCGCUGUCAUUCAGGGAUAUAACCUCAACCCAAAUUUAGACAGAGACACCAAAGCAAAAUGUCAAAGACUUAUAACUCCAGAGCUGCAGUACACAGACCACCUCUACUACAAGCAGUUUCCAGAUAAGUACCGGCCAGCGGUAAAAAAACCUAAUUCAGGAAGGACUGCCGUGAUGGGGAUGGUGAAAAAGAGGGUGGUCCGUCACAGAAAUACCAUCAGGAAAACUUACCUACAUCCCAAACAACGAAAGACUUCCAUCAGUCCCCGGUCGACGCCCGAAGACGACGAAGACGAAACGAACAUGCCGUGAGAGAGAACUGCGACAUCUCUGAGAUGUGGUACCUGUGUCUGUUCAGUCUGAGAGAUAUCAAGGAAAAUGUCCUGUUACAGGUUUGAGAAGGAGCUGGUGGCCCAGUAGAGGAAGUAGUGUCCAUCAAAACCCAAAGCAUACAUGAACAAACAGCAUGCUCUGAAUCGAAGACAGGUAAUAACAGGUAAUAACUUUAUGACAGCUGAAGCCGAGCAUCUGUCAGCAGAUUUGAUCUAAAUUUCUGGAAUAUUAAUAUUUUAUCCUCAGAUUGAUGUUCAAAAACAGGGGUGUCAAACACAUUUUAGCUCAGUGGCCACAAACAGCCCGAUUUCAUCCUGAGUGAUCCGGACCAGUAAAAUCGUGCAUUGACAACCUUCAAAUGUAAAAUUUAAAGUGUUUUUUUUGGUAUACACAGAGUAUACGUGAUCAAAAUGUCGAUAUUUUUGCAACAAUCUAACAAUUACAACUGACAGUUACAACAAUCUCAACAAAAAAAACAAUCCUGAUGAUAUCUUCUGGUAGAAAAUUGCGUGAAAUGUCAAAAACUUUCUCCUGUAGCUGUUACAUUAUGUAUGUUUUUACAAACUCACCCUGACAGAAACAAGGUAGCUGUCAUUCAAGGCAGCUUCACGAUAUCUCAGCUCGGGUAAGACAUUUUUUGCUGUUAAUCUCUGUUCCUUGACACUUUUUACAAUGUUCUUGGUGGUUUGUUGGCCUGGAUUGGAUCAGUUCUGGCCCACGGGCCUGAUGUUUGACGCCCCCUUGUUAAUUAAUGCAAUCACAAAGGAAUUGAUUUGCCUCCCGUAGUCAAGGUAAAGUUUAAAUUUGCUCCAGUUUGUCUAAAUUUGCAUUCAGUGUAUUUGAAAAGGCUGUGUUACACUGAGCCAUAACACACUUUUCUCUCUGCUGUUCGGAUCUGCUUAUUGGUCCAUUGUGAGGUGGUUGGGAGAUUAUGAAAUUCAUAUUUAUUUCUGGGCACACAAGGUUCACUCUCAGACUCUCCUUGUUCUGUGAAAAACACUCUGCUGUUCCAAAUGGAGUUUUCUACACAGACAGUUUCUAAGAUAAAACAGGUUUUGAAGGGAUUUUGAUGUUGUUCUCACAUCACCUUAUACUGUAUACAUAUAUUUGCGUCGACCAUGAGAGACUGGGUGCUGGUGAAAUGUGAAUAUCUGAUGAAAUCUGUUUCUAAUUUAUGCUUCUAUUUUGUUUCUGAUUAGGGCAAAAAUGUAAAUGUUUGAUGGAAGAAACAUUGAAGAUCUUGUACUUUGCCUCAGUUAGUUAGACAUACUUCAAUCAACCAGAGCAACAGGGAGCAUGAAUAUAAGCACUGUACCUGAAAAAUCUACAUCCAGGAGCUGUACAGCUAGAUUUCCACUCAGUCGUAUUAUUCCCCGUGUGUGGGACCUGCAUUCCAUUACAUCUGAAUGACGGCGGGGUAAUUCGACCAGUUAAGAGUAACAGUGAAGGCUGAAUAGGACUUUUGUUAUCAGGUUACAAGAAUAAAGACGCUCAUUCUGUUCUCCAAAGGUUUCCUGGUUUCGAUUCGGGCAAAGAGAGCGACAGGUGAGGUUGAGGCAAAGGCCUUGUUUUGGUUCCACUGGAUCUCCAACUGGAUCGUUUCUGGACUUUCUCGGUUCCCGAGCUGAACAGAUUAAUUCAUCUCAUCUUUCGUGAUGGACAUCGGGUUUGUGUUUUGCCUGUGAUCAUUUCCAUUGACUCUAAAGGUCACAAUAAGGGUCAGUUUUCCAGCUGUCACUAAUAAUGUUGCAUUGCAAUACCAGUCCGAGUUCUGAUAGAUACAAACAUUUUUGGCCCCGUUUACACAACACUAGUUUUAAGUUGAAACAGAAAUUGGGGGCUGAUGAGUUUAAAUCUUCCCUGCUAUCUCAUUAUUGAUCAGUGUUAGAACCAGCUUUGAUAUGAUGUAGAUACAGGAAAGGUUCCUGUGUGUGGAAUGGGAGUCAUAAAGGUAGAUGUGUGCUCUUUGGUUUAAUGGGAUACAAGUUUUCUGCAUUUGAUUUUGAACUGGGUGAUGGAAAAAUCUGAAUGUUUUUUACUACCACAGCUUGGUCUCUGUGAGACUAUCGUAUGAGGUGAAUGGUCACUUUUAGGCCACUAGAGGUCACAGAAGGUCAGAUUUGCUAAUGCUACAGAGCUCUGCAGGAUAAAAGAGGAAGUUGUGGUCUUUUCACUGGUUGUCUGUUGGGUUUUUCAUUGGAAUUUUCUUCACAUUUUUCUUUAUACUUGUGGAAAUAAAGACCUGAACCGGU
Molecule: messenger RNA, 4079 nt
Organism: Salarias fasciatus (jewelled blenny)
Lineage: Eukaryota; Metazoa; Chordata; Actinopteri; Blenniiformes; Blenniidae
Product: galactose-3-O-sulfotransferase 2-like
Exons: 4
Coding region: 70-1806 (578 amino acids)
Biological process (GO): glycolipid biosynthetic process
Cellular component (GO): membrane
Molecular function (GO): galactosylceramide sulfotransferase activity
Source: RefSeq, a predicted model, not a curated record